Messenger RNA from Elgaria multicarinata webbii, 2973 nucleotides. It is a transcript of the gene TRAF7, whose product is annotated as TNF receptor associated factor 7. Gene Ontology annotation, molecular function: zinc ion binding; protein binding. The transcript is spliced from 21 exons. The record is from RefSeq and is a predicted model, not a curated record. The coding region runs from base 225 to 2243 and encodes 672 amino acids. NCBI's taxonomy places the organism in Eukaryota, Metazoa, Chordata, Lepidosauria, Squamata, Anguidae.
GCCCUUCUAUGAGUAGGGGAAGACUUCCCUUUCUAGGCUGAAUUCUAUUGGGAAUGGAUCAAAUGAAGAACUGAAAGAAGAUUGGCUAAGCUUGGAGGGGAUUUUCCAGAUGUAUUUACAUAUUGCCUACUGCUCUGCAUGCCUUUCUAUUUACAUCACCGAGAGCUGGCUGAAGAGAGGCAGGCAUAGGCAGUUUUUAUUACGUUCAAAUGUGGGAUUAGAUUAUGAGUGCCAACAAGAACGCCCGCUACAAUCGUUUCUCCAGUGGUGGUGCAACAAACGGCGCUUCUUCAGGAAACACUAACGGGACAAGAAUGGAGACUACUUUUGGGCCUACAUAUUCUGCAGUAACCACCAUCACCAAAGCGGAUGGAAAUAGUACGUUCAAGCAUGGCCGGACACCCUCCUCUUCCAGUACGCUCACUUAUUCGCCACGUGACGAGGACGAUGGCAUGCCGCCACGUCUGUCUGACUCUGCCAUCUCCGUCCGCUCAUUGCAUUCCGAGUCCAACAUGUCCCUGCGCUCAACUUUCUCUCUCCACGAAGAAGAGGAGGAGCCAGUUGUUCCCCCUGUGCAGGAGCCGCUGGUGUUCGCAGAGCAGCCGUCAGUGAAACUCUGCUGCCAGUUGUGUUGCAGUGUGUUUAAAGACCCCGUGAUCACAACCUGUGGGCACACAUUUUGCAGGAGAUGUGCCUUAACUUCUGAGAAGUGCCCGGUGGACAAUGCCAAACUGACGGUGGUUGUCAACAACAUUGCUGUAGCUGAGCAAAUUGGGGAGCUCUUCGUUCACUGCAAGUACGGCUGCCAGCCUUCUGCUAGCGGCAAGCCUUCUGUCUUUGAGGUGGAUCCCCAAGGCUGCCCAUUCACCAUUAAACUGAGCUCCAGGAAGGACCAUGAAGGUAGCUGUGAUUAUCGGCCGGUGCGCUGCCCCAACAAUCCCAGUUGCCCACCGCUUCUCAAGAUGAACCUGGAAGCACACCUCAAGGAGUGUGAGCACAUCAAGUGCCCCCACUCCAAAUACGGGUGUACAUUCAUAGGAAACCAAGACACAUAUGAGACUCACCUGGAAAUGUGCAAAUUUGAGGGCCUCAAGGAGUUCCUCCAGCAAACGGAUGAUCGUUUCCAUGAGAUGCAGGUGGCAAUGGCGCAGAAGGACCAAGAGAUUGCCUUCCUGCGGUCGAUGCUAGGCAAGCUUUCGGAGAAGAUAGACCAGCUGGAGAAGAACCUGGAACUGAAGUUUGACGUGCUGGACGAGAACCAGAGCAAGCUGAGUGAGGAUCUGAUGGAGUUCCGGCGGGAUGCUUCUAUGCUCAACGAUGAACUGUCUCACAUCAACGCCCGGCUGAACAUGGGGAUCUUGGGCUCAUAUGACCCUCAGCAGAUCUUCAAGUGCAAAGGCACCUUCGUUGGACACCAGGGCCCCGUCUGGUGUCUGUGCGUCUAUUCCAUAGGGGACUUGCUCUUCAGUGGCUCUUCUGACAAAACUAUUAAGGUGUGGGAUACCUGCACCACGUACAAGUGCCAAAAGACCUUGGAAGGCCAUGAUGGAAUUGUCCUGGCACUCUGCAUCCAGGGGAACAAGUUGUAUAGCGGCUCUGCUGAUUGUACCAUCAUUGUCUGGGAUAUUCAAACUUUGCAGAAGGUCAACACCAUCCGCGCACAUGACAACCCUGUGUGCACACUGGUCUCCUCACACAACAUGCUUUUCAGUGGCUCUCUAAAAGCAAUCAAGGUCUGGGACAUUGUGGGCACGGAGCUGAAGCUGAAAAAGGAGCUGACGGGCCUUAAUCACUGGGUCCGCGCACUUGUGGCAUCCCAGAACCACCUGUACAGCGGCUCCUAUCAAACAAUCAAGAUCUGGGACAUCCGGAACUUGGAGUGUGUGCACGUUCUGCAGACGUCCGGUGGGAGCGUCUACUCCAUUGCGGUCACCAACCACCACAUUGUGUGCGGCACCUAUGAGAAUCUCAUCCAUGUGUGGGACAUUGAAUCAAAAGAGCAGGUGCGCACGCUGACGGGACACGUGGGCACCGUGUAUGCUCUGGCUGUCAUCUCAACGCCAGACCAAACCAAAGUCUUCAGUGCUUCGUAUGACCGGUCAUUGCGGGUGUGGAGCAUGGACAACAUGAUCUGCACACAGACGCUGCUACGCCACCAGGGCAGUGUCACCGCACUGGCCGUCUCCAGGGGCCGCUUGUUCUCCGGUGCCGUUGACAGCACGGUGAAGGUUUGGACGUGCUAGUAAAGAUGCCACCCUCUGCUUUUGGAUGCCAGACGACCAAAAACUCCUCCAGCUCACCCGUGAUGUACUGCUUCCUUCCUCUCUGAAGCACUCCCAGCAGCCACCGCCAAUGAGAGCGCCUCAUGGCCCACAUACCUCAGCACUGCCACCAGUAAAGCAGCCGGCCCUCCGAGGAGCAGGACUGUUUGACUGUUGAUAAAGCUGACCGGCCCCGUGCAGCCGUGGCUUCCUUCCUGAAUCACUGCAGGCGAGGGGCGUUCGGUCGAGGGCUGUUCUAGCUGCAACGUUGUAGGACGCUCGGCAGGGGGAACCAGAAGGGUGCAACGAUGUCAGACAGCAGGACUUGCGUGAAGCGGGAUUGGAUUGGUCAGCGCCAGCGCCCACAAAGCACCUUGCUAACAGGAAUGCCGGAGCCAAGGAUGUAGGAGAGGGUCCCUCUCUGUUCUGGUGUUUAAUUUCUCUGCUGAGCUCUUUCGUUUGUGCCCACCGCCAAUGAUAAAAAGCAGUUUUCCUCUCAUGUAACCAGGUACGAUUUUUAUGUCACAGACCCGUCCCUUGCAUCAGGUACCACAAGGCCAUCCGUUCACCGCAUCAUGUCAUAACGGUCUCCAUGGCAAAGACAGGGAGAGCCCACUGUUGUGUUUUUACUGACAUUUUCUACUGUUUUUAAGAUUGUGAUAAUAGAUUUGGAUUAUUUCUUCCUUGACAAUAAAAAUGGACCAUUAUUUUA